CUUUUGGAUGAUAUAUCGAAUUUACAAUGGCGGAUUGAUGAACUGAAAGCAUUACAUGAACAUAAGAGAGAACUGGACGAGCUUAAACAGAAACUCUGGGAUAUUUCUGAACAUGGUUGGGAUAAAUAUCCUGGAUCAUUAGAUGACAAAAUUGUUGUUGAAUAUUUAAACAAGUUUACAAAAUUGCCGCUUCCGUUGACGCCAAAAGUACCAUUCAUCAAUAUCAUUAUGAUUGGAGUAACUGGCUCUGGAAAAUCUUCUUUUCUGAGGACUUUUGUCACCGCUUUAACAAACAGUGAUUAUAUCAAAGAUAUUUACAGUGCAUGUCCUAUAAAGAACAGAGAAAAAAGUGCAACAAAAAAGAUACAUUUUGAGCCUCUAUACAUGGGUGACAAAGGACCAAAAGUACCGUGCAGAUUUUUUGAUAUGCCUGGCAUUGAUGAAGAGAAGAUAAUUAAGAAAGAUGAACUAGAAUAUAUAUUAAAUGGGGAACUUCCAUGUACACUGAAUGAUGAGACGAAUCCAGAAACAGACAUGGAAAUACAGAAACCGAAUCCAGCGAAUGAUGUUCACUGUAUUCUGUACGUUAUUAGAGCUUCUACAAACCUUAAAGACUUGUCGACAAGCGUGAAAUUAAUGAUAGAGAUUCUAAAAGACCACGACUCAGAAGAUGGCGUUAGACAGUUUGUUGUAGUUACGUCCAUUGACGAAAUAGGAGUCCCUAAUAGCGACAUGAUAAAUGCCUACAAAUAUCCGUGUGUCCGUAAGUUCUGCGACGAGGUGUCUGUGGUUUUUGGAGUAGAUCUACUUAAUGUCAUUCCUGUGUCGAAUUAUUUUGAUGAAGUGGCUCCAAACAACGCCAAAAAUGCCAUGUCUCUCUUUAACCUCUGGCGUGUCUUUAAUUCUACAAGAGAAUAUAUUGAACGACGGUGGCUCAAGGAAAAAACGAUCAUCAUUUGAAAAGAGUUAACUUGCAAAAAGAACAAUGUUUAAAAAACUGGAUGUUAACUGUUGAAAAUGAUCGUUGACAAUGCAUAAUUUCUGGGGUUUUGUUUGUAUAUUUAUUUAUGUUGACGUUUUAAUGAUAUCAAUGUUUGAAAAGAUUUUUAUAUAUCCAAAUUUGUUCAUUUUUUUUUUUAUGAAUUUGUGUUUGGAUAAGGAGAAUCUUUUGUGUGGGUGCUUUACGUGUGCACUACAGUAACAGUAAUAAUACAGUUACACGUCAAUGUGUUGAAAGAAUUAAUGGUUUACAUAGAUGUUUUUACAGAUUAAAAAACAUAAUUG
Molecule: messenger RNA, 1284 nt
Organism: Magallana angulata
Lineage: Eukaryota; Metazoa; Mollusca; Bivalvia; Ostreida; Ostreidae
Exons: 6
Coding region: 229-960 (243 amino acids)
Source: RefSeq, a predicted model, not a curated record